Messenger RNA from Frankliniella occidentalis (western flower thrips), 9641 nucleotides. RefSeq lists its product as uncharacterized. The record is from RefSeq and is a predicted model, not a curated record. Lineage: Eukaryota; Metazoa; Arthropoda; Insecta; Thysanoptera; Thripidae.
UCAAAAUCGGAAAAGAGCUACGAUUCUCUGGCUUGACAGAACCUUCUUGGCUCACUACGACAAGAAGAAAUGGAGCAUUGUGGGAAAAAAAAACAGAAUUUCAUCAUGGCCACGCAGCGUUGCUAAUAGCCCUAUUGUGUUCGCUACCAAUAUGUUUUCAUGCUUCUAAACGAAAGUUACCCCUCAAUGUGUAUUUUUAGUUCAAAGAGGAAGAGGAAUAACUCAUCUCUUCACAGAAGAAUCUACUUACUUGUCAUCAUAUAUUGAAGUCUUUCUUAAAAAGAAAAUUUAAUCUUUCAUCUAUUGCCUUACCAAAGUCACACAAUUUAUGGCAUUAGCUAGUUUGUUUUUAUUUAUCCUUUAAUAUUAUGCAAAUAAGAAAAAGUAGUUGGUCAUGCCAGAACAGUUAUCUUUUGAACAAUAAUCGUAAUUGUGGUAUCAAGCUAUUUAACAUGGCUUCAAGAAUUAAUCUGUCAGUCCAAGUGGCAGUUGCUAUUUUGCUAAGAAGAGUAUCCCAAGAAAAUCAUAACAUUGGGGAACGUGCUUGGGGUUGGCUUGUUGGCAUGCUCAGGGUUCGUUAGUGGAGAUGAAUUGGGUCAGAAUGAGAGAUAAAAUUUGCUGACCCCUGCUUCAGCAGUGGAGAACCACCAAUGGAUAAAAUGUACAUUAAACAUGAGCCAGGCUUGGAUACAAGUGGCAUGGCAAGUGUGUUGGGAAGCGGGGUUGCAGGCGGGGUAGCUGCUGAUGCAGCACAAUCUCGCAUCUGUUUUGUAUGUGGAAGUGUAGGGCACAAAGAGCAAUUUUGGCUUAAUGUUAAGCCCAAUUCUAGCAACCCCAGUGAACCAUACUUCCCAUAUUUAGAGAGUCAUGAACCACCAUCAGGUUACAGACACCUUUCAAGUUCUCGACCAGAUACUGUGGUUCGAUCGUGCUAUUUGUGUUAUUCAAUGUUGAUGCAGCAGUGGAAUAAUUAUGAGCGUGACAAAACACCACAUGCUCAAAGAUUGUACUGGAUGAAGCGCUGUGAUAAUGGACCAUACACGGGUGCAGAAAUGGGAUUACAAGGAGAAUAUGCUGCUCAGGUGCUUGGACUCAGUCAUGAACCAAAUGCAAUAUCUGCAUCUACAGCUGUUUCCCAAACUCUGAAUAUUAUACCAUCAACUACAGCCACAACAUCUGCUGUAAACUCAAGUGUGGAUAUUUCUUCAUCUGGGCCUCAGCAGCAUACCCCAUCUUCAUUUCGGGAAGAAACUGGUGCUGCCACUCCUUCAUCCACUCCGAUUAAAGCUGCUAGUUUGCCAUUGACUACGGGUUUGCCAUCUCGUUCACUAGAAGAUCACAGAUCUUCUUCUGAUAUGGCUCUUGAUUUAAGAAAUACGUCUCGUAAUUCACCUACUUUGUUGCCUGCUCCUCAGCCUGUCUCCAGUGCAUUUUCCCGCCUUACAAGCACUCCUGCUAUGGACAUUUUAGAUCUCAGUAUGCCAGAUAAAAAUGCAAUGACUGAAGUUUGUUAUGUUUGUGGGGAUGAGUUUAAAAGGGGCAUUUUAAAUCAUAUUGCGGCAAAGCCUCAAACUCUCAAGCCUGGUGAAAUUCCACCUCAUCCAUCAACAAUUGAUGUGAACAAAGUUCAGCAGCCUUUCUUUCCAAGUUUAAUGUUGCACCCAAGACCAAGCAGGUCACGGCCUAUGGAUAGUGCUGGCCGAGUGCAGGCCUGUUCGGAGUGUCAGAGACAUUUAUUACAACAGUGGCAUACAUUAUCAGCUCAAAGAAUCCCUCACCAAGAACGAAACUAUAUUCUUCGUAAACGACCUGCCCCAGCGCUUGAUAAUAGCACCUUUGUUUGUUAUACAUGUGCUCUUGAAUAUCCUUCCACGUCACUUCGAUUAUUGUUUUGCUGUCCAAAUGCAGAAAAAGAGCCCUAUUUUCCUUUUAUUUGUGGCCUUAAACCACCCCUUGGAGCUAGUCCCAUAUCUCCUCAAGGGACAGUGCAGGUUUGCUCUAUCUGUCACAAAUCAAUUCCUCAAAAACAACAAGUGUUUGGAGGUGAACCAUCAGGAAUGCUUGGUGGUCUAGCGGGUGGAUUUCAAGGAAGUGUUUCUGGUAGUUUACAUGGUAGUGGGAUGGGAGGUGAGUUAGGUGCUGUUAGAUUAGCUGGAGGCAGCCAAAUUGGUAGUGAUAUACGCUUUAAGCCAUAUGAACUAAGUCGUCCUCCAAGUGCAAGUGGCAGCAGACAGAGAACACCAACAUCUGAUCAAAUGGGUCUCACUGCAUCUCCUGGAGCAGGAAGUCCCAAACCACCUUCUUGGCCUGAACCUCGACCAUCAUCAAGACCUCAAGCAACACCCCCACCUCAACCAGUGGGUGGAACAGGUCAACUACAAAGUUAUCGGUGUUACGUCUGUUCAGGGCUCUUCGCUAAGAAUCAUCUGGAAUGGUUGUGUACAAGUGCGGAAGGCAUGAAUUCUCAUGCAAUGCAUUUUCCUUGUUUGCGCAAUCUGGUGAGGAGUAAUGAUUUCAGCUCAGCUGAUUCUCAUGGACGAGUGCUUUCUUGUACACGGUGUUAUCGCCACCUGGCUCGACAGUGGGAUAACAUGGAACAAGAGAGAGUACCUUUAGAAAGGCGAAGGUAUGAUUUACCAAGUCCUGCCAAUCCAGGUUGUUGGAAUGGUUCAUCAUCUCCAUCACCUCAUCCACGCUCUGCUCCUCCUACACCACCAUCUAGCACCCCAACUCCUACUCCUCCUGCUGCCACAGGUGGCAGUUCCAUCUACUGUUUCUUGUGCGGCCUCCACUCAGAACUGACUCUUGCCCGAGUGUUGUAUGGUCGUUCUCAAGGUCCAAGUGCUCCUUUCUUUCCCUCACUUCUCACACAUCACUCCCCUCCCAAUGCUGAACAACUGCGAGAAGAUGGUUCUGCUCUUGUAUGUACAUUUUGUUACCAUUCACUCCUUGCACAGUGGAAAAGGUAUGAAGCUGUAGCAAGCAGUUCAGGCACAUUGGUACCCUCAGACAGACGAGAAUAUAACACUCAUGACUACUGUUGUUAUGUUUGUGGUGUUGCAACAUACCGCCGAAGAGUACGUGCUUUACCCGUUAAAGAUUUCCCAUUCUUGAAAGAUCACCGUCAGUCAGAUAAGCGCCUUCUUCUGGAGAAUGGAGAUUUUGCUGUUGUUUGCUUGGACUGCUAUGAAUCACUGCGAGCCCAGUCGCUUACUUAUGAGCGCAUGGGGCUGCCUGUUGAUAAAAGAGAGUACAAUUGGAUCACUCAACCUCCUCCACCAGAGGAUUCACCAGAUGCAUCUAUUGCAAGGCUUCCAUCAGGAGAACGCACUGAGAAGUCAUCAUUGAGCUCACCACUAAUAUCAAACCGCACUGCUAAGAAGCCUGCUCCUUCACCAAAAGUAGCUGGUCCUGACAGAAAGAACUCAAAACAGCUUGUCCACCCCGAUCAUCAGGGUCUGUCGCCCGGCUCCAAACACCCUGGUAGCCCCGUGCCCGCCUCCGCCCUGCCGCCGGCCAAGCAGCCCCGGAGCGCCUCGUCGCUGACGCUCUCGGGCGGCCACACCGUCCCGGGGCCGGGUCCCGGAGCCGGCGCCGUGGGUGCGGCAGCCGCGGGCGGCGGCGCGGGGGUGCAGCCCCCUACGUCGCAGGCCGCCUCCAACGGUGGCAGCCGCUCGUUCGCUGCAGCGCUGCGGAACCUGGCCAAGCAGGCCGUGUCUCCGGCAGAUCGGGAGCGUGAGGAGGAGCCUUCCCGGCAGAUGUCGCCCAAGACCCGCGGCCCUCAGCCCCUGGCUUCCCCUCUAGGCGGUGCGGACGGCCGCAAGGACCGGCUUGACGGCCACCACCUGGCGCCGUCGCCGCUGGCCGAGCGCGAGCCGACGCGGAGCGGCUUUCAGCCUUACCGCCCGUCGCCGUCGGACGAGCCGCGCACGCUGCCCCCGCACGUCUCGCCGCACGCAUCACCGCACGCCUCGCCGCACGCGCCGCCGCCCUUCGGCAUGGACCCCGGAGCGCCGCUGGGCUACAACCCCUACCACGCGCUGUACCCCGCGCACCUGCAGCAAGCCUACAGGCUUGAGGAGCAGCUGUACCUGGAGCGCUGCGGCAUGCUGCGCGCGCCGCCCUCUCUCUACCAGUCCUACCCCGCGGCCGCGCUGUACGGCCUGCAGGCCGCGGGGCUGCAGGCGGCGGGGCUGCAGGCCGGCCUCCAGGGCCUGCGCUACCCGGGCAUGAGUCCUGACGUGCUGCCCUCGCACCUGGGCAUGCUGUCGCCGGCCAUGGCGGCCGAGCGCCUCAAGCUGGAGGAGGAGCACCGGCUGCAGCGGCUCCGCGAGGAGGAGAAGGACAAGCAGGACAGGGAGCGUGAGAGAGACAGAGAGCAGCGCGAGCAGCGCGAGAGGGAGAGGGAGAGGAAGCAGGAGGAAGAGCGCGAGAGGGACAGGGAGAGGGAGCGGCGCGACAAGGCCAAACGGGCGUCGCCCUCGCACUCGGUUGCCGUUCCCUCACACCAUGACAGUACAGCUAGGAGGCCAACCGUAGUGGGCUUUGGAGCUGAGCCGCCGACCACCACGGGCGCCACCGUUCUACCUACCGCUGCGACCACCUCGUCUUACGCGUACUACACGCCCUACCCUACCCCUCUCUCCUCCCUGUCCUCCUUCGCCACCUCACUCACCUCCACCCUGACGACGCCGCUGUCCUCGCCCGCCAUGGGUGCCCCCAGCACCCUUGCUGGCCCGUCCACCUCCAAGCCGCACGCCCAGGACGUCGACAAGGUCCUCGUCAAGGCUCCGAGCCCUGCCCCGUCGCCUACACCUGUCGCUGUCAUCACGCCCAGCCUGUCUACGGCAUCGUCAUCGCCCACAUCAGCGUUUGUAGGGAACGCUUCCCCACUUGCAUCAGCAGCGCCACUAAGCGCGCCCAGCACCCAGUUACUUCGAACACUCUCAUCCUCACUGCCCCUGACGUCGACGUCCUACUCACCAGCCUUCGUGGUAAGCGCCGCGUCUUCGGCGACCACCGCCACGAUUGGUGCAACCACCACGAUGUCGGCGCUGGGCGCAAACCUCACGCCACCCUUGUCGGCGUCGCCGGUGGAGGCGUGCGCCACGUCGCCGUCGCCGUUCGCCCCUGCCGCCCUGGCGUCGGCGCCGACUGUGAUAGCGGCGCCGUGCCCCAGCGUGCACUCUGUGCCCGUGUCCAUCCCGCUCACCAUGCUGGGCAGCGCCUACUCCGCGCCGACCUCCACGACGGCUUCCUUUGUCACGCCCGCCGAGACGAGCGGUGGCCUCGCCUCCGUCCACAACCCGCGCUCAGAGAUCGUCGCCGAGGCGCCUCUGCCUUCGUCACCCCCACCCUCACCAACAACCUUAGUACCUCAGCCACCUCAGCCAUCUAGUCAGCCCCCGCGCCCCAAGUCACACGCCCUGAUGCGACCCUUCCAAGAGGAGGAGAAGCCCGAGGCGGCGGACGCCAAAGAAUGUCCCCCCACACACAGCCCGUCCCCACCCUCAUUCACAACCUCGUCUACCUCAUCGCUACCCCUUAGCUCAGCCACCACGUCUGUCAUAAUGUCCACCAGCAAGCUCAUGUUCUCCUCCAGUACCGCCACCUCCCUGACGACUUGUGUCUCCUCCAUCGAGUCUGUCUCAACUACAGCCAGCCAGGCGGCCGCCCUUACCAUUGGCAGCCUGCUGUCCUGCACCCCACGCAUUGAGCCUGGCAAAACUUCUACUCAGGCCGACCCGUCUGAUCCGACCUGCCCCAGGGUCUCCGCCAUCGUUAGCCCCACCAUGGCUCAACCACCUCAACCAGCCGAACCGCCUCAACCAGCGGAACCUCAGCAUGCAGAGGAAACUGAAGCAAAUCCAUCACCACCCAACGCCGUCCUCAAACAGCUCCACCAGCUUACAGCCCUUAGCCUCCUGCAGUCCUCACAACCCGUAAACUAUGCCAACCACGUCAGCAAAAACUACAAUUUUCAAAAGAAAGAGGACGUGGUUAGUCGUCUGGACCUGGUUGAGCGUCGACGCAAACAAAUGCAGCUGAAGCGCAUGGAGACAGGGUCACGACAAAACAAGCAGCCAAGAUUCUUCAAGCCUCGAUCCCGACAAGACAUUUUGGUGCCUCGUCGAGAUUUGGCGAGCACUCAUGAUGUCUCAGUCUCAACCACCAUUCCAGUAGCUUCAGUCAAUGGGAGUAAUGGCAUUGCUCUAGAUGGAGCAAACCUCUCUGAGGAGUCUGACACAGACUCUGAGGAGUGGUGGGAUGACCCAAAAAUUGACAUCCUCAUAACAUCCGGCCCACCAGCACCCCUUGAUGCUCAACCAGAAAAACUUGAUUUCCUAAGUUAUUUUGGUCUUACCACCUUUGGCAUACGUAAAUACCUAGAAUUACAAAGGCUGCUUAAUGGAACUGGCAAAAUAACAUCAGCACUUGUAGAAGAUGAUGAUGGUGAUGUGAGCAAGAUACCAAACGAGCUUCAACUUCCGCUGCCGGAUCAUCCUCCAGAGAUUGUCUGUGGUGGCACUGACUAUUCUAGUAAAGUUCAGUUUUUGCUGGAGCUUGAGUUAAAGGCAUCUACCCGACGGGAACGGGAAGAUUCGGAGACAUAUUGGCUAGCUUCCGAAGCUGAAAAGUCAAGGAGAGCUGGUAAAUGUAAAGUGACCAAGUACCUUUCAGCUUAUCGGGAAGCACUUAGCAAAGUUGUGAAAAGAACCAAACGAAAUUCCGUCCCAGCUACAGCACAAAAUGAUCUUUCUUCAAGCAUUCCAUCUCGAAGUUCUGUUCCUUCUAUCUGUGAUAAAUUACUUGGGUUAUCUUUUUCUCGUAUCAAUGGAGUGUCUACUUCUUCGGCACAAUCUUACCUGCCACUUGUGAGAUCUGCAUUGCCUUGUGUUCUUGAUGUUAUGCUUCCUGCAAUGCUACAACAUCCUAAUGGCGAGCUCUCCAGCUCUGAGUCAGAAAUUAUAGUUGAAGAAACUGAAGAAGAUGAAGAUAACUGGCCUGGCAUUGAGGAAAUAUUCAGCUCUUAUUUAAAAUAAGCAAACCAUGGAACUCUCAGUGCUACGCUCUCAUCUCUCCAAGCUACAAAGUGAUAUUUCAAUCAACACUAAUGAAAUAAAUGCACUUGAGCAACAAAUUAGGGACUUGACUAUGAUCAAGACAUCACAGGAAGUGGAGCAUAUGAGGUUACAAACAACUUUAGAUAGUUUAUCUGGCUAUUUAAAAGGACUGAAGACUAACUUAAGGUAUAAGAAACCUUGUUAAUUUGUGGAGUUAAUGCGGGUAGCAAAUUAUGGAAAACUUGUGUGUAAGUCUUGCAAAAGUCUUUUGCAUGCGACUGAUUCAGGGAUCAACAAAUGUUGGUUUCCAAGCCAAAAGGUUGAUAUGAUCAUUAUAAUAAUACCUACAGCCAUAGGGUGAGGGAUGUGAUACUGCUUGAUGAGUUAGUAGAAACCAUGUACCUGAGAAGAAUUAUGACAAAACCCUUUUCUUUCAAUUCUAGCAUGAUUCUUGAGUUGCGCAGAAUUCAUAAUUCUGAGAAAUAUGUUUUCAAGUCAUUUUAUUUAUUGACGGGCUUAAAGUUUGUCAGCAGUUUGUACCUUGUUACCUUGACUAGUUCCUUGCUAGUUCUUUGGCAGCUUCCUUUAGGCUUGAAGUAGCCUAAUAUAUGUGUAACAUGUUAAUGUUUCUUUUUUUUGUACCUACCCUGAAACUAUAGAAUCAUGCUGGUCUUGGUAGAUUUUUUGUUCUUUUUACGUAAUUACCUAUAUUGACGUGUGGUCUGCAGUCGUAUUUAGAUGGUAACGGUGAUUUCCCUGUACAAUAAUAGUCAUGAAUUUUCAUUUUAUUCAUUGGACCUUCAUAUGGGAUCAUAACAGUUCAUAGUUAUUGGAAAACAUACGGUAACUAGUUAAUUGGGGAAAGCUGACAAAUUCAUUUGCUGAUGCAUUUUCAAUACAAUUAUUUAUUGAUAAUAUGUCGACCCCUACCUGUCGGCAUCAAAUGCUGUGAUAUCUCUCGUUUCCUUUACACUAAUUUUUACUAGAAGGGAGUUCACCAUUCAUAUUUUACCAUUUUUUUAAAUGGAAGGCCAUGGAUUUGUUCCUUCUAUUUUAUUAAUUUUUAAGUUAGCUAUUGGUGAGAAUAUGGUGGAUAGUCAAGAGAGUUUAUUUGCAAUUUUCUUUUGUGUUGAGUAUCAUGCUUUAGUUUUGUGGUCUGGCAGGCAUUACCGUUCUGACCAAGCCUAGUCUUGUAUUUAUUCCAUGCCGUGGUCGGAGCUCCCUGUGACCCUUUCCUUUCUGUUCCUGUUGUUAUGUGCUACUCCAAUGCACAUUGUGAUUAGCCAAGGAAAAAAUUCCAUUGCAGGAAGUUUCGUUUCAUCUAAUUUUAAACUUUUUUAAAUUUGUAAAUGCUUGGGUCCUAACAUGACUUACUGACGUUUUUCAUUUUUAUGAAUGUACUUGCAUAAUGAAAAUUAGCUCAUAUAUUUCACUUAUUUAAUGACUGUUUAGUGGCCUUAUUUGGUUUUCCAGUUGUUUUGAUUUUAUUCUGUGCUGAAAGUGACCAUUUUGUAAAACAAUCAAGGUUUAUGUGAAACAUGUCUGACAGCUGAAAGUUUCACUCUUUAUAGGGAAAAAAAUCUUUUUAUUAGUUAUAAUGUGCUGUUACUGUUAAAUUUGCAAUUUCGUCUUUUGUAGAAUUAACGUUGUGGAAGCUGUUUUGUUAUUGAGAUAUUUUAUCUUCAGAAAGAAAUUUAAACAGUACCAUGCACCAUGAUGUUAAAAAUCAGGUUGAUUAACUUUUAUUUAGGUGAAGUGAUUUACUAUGUGUCAACAUUUUCAAUUAAUGAAUUUUUUGACAUGUACACCGUUUUAAUCUAAAGUGUCGUGGUCAAUCUGUGCCAAUCUAUUUCAGAAACAAUAGUAGAUACCAUAAUGCGUAUGUAUAAAACAAUUUUAAUGUUUGGUUUUCUGGCCAAUUUUGCCUGCUUCUAGCUGUACAAACUAAUGGUGAUGAACAUGUUUUAGUUAACAUUUUAAUUUAGAUGAAGUACAGUGAUGUAACGUCUCACCUGUGUAAGUUAUGAUAUCAAGACAACGCAAUAUUACUUAAUUCUAAUUCACCAUAAAUUGCUGGUCUUUGUUGUUGUUUUACCAUUAGGACUGAGAAGGAAUUAGCUCUUUUUGCUGUUUGUCUUUGGUCAGUGUAACAUUUGUUUUUCCUUCUGUCAUGUUCAUACCAAAUUAAGUUAAGCAUUUUAGCGAUUGGACAUUGAAAGAGACUGCAAGCAAUAAGGGACAACUCAGGCCACUUGUUCCCUUUCUUUCUGAUUUCAUUUAUGAAUUUCUCUCAAAGCAAUUUGAGAUGUUCUUAUUUUUUUACAUAUCUUUAUGAGACUAAAGAUUGAAAAAGUGAAAUCAUGAUCCGGAAUAAAUCAUGAAAAUUUGACAGUUGAACGCUAUUCAUUUGUGAUCAAUAUUUAAGCUUUUCUUUUCAAUAGUGCCUCUAUGUCAACUUGUACAUGAUAUUUCCAUGUUCUUUUUUUUCUGCAUGUGAUGAGCAAAUGUGUGAGUGAUAUGAAGAAUGAAUAUUUUAUUUGUAUGAAUGAAUAAAUGAUCAAUUGUGGAGAAAUCUAA